CCCUAGUCCUGAUAAAGAAUGAAUCUAGAUUUUGGACCGAUUUUUUAUUUGGUUGAUAAACCUAAUUUCUUACCUAAUCCUGAAAAGAAAUCAAAGUAGAUAAUCUUGACUUUUUGAGUAAUAGUAUAAUAAGUUGAUAACUCCAAUAUUUUUUCCCUUCGCAAUGAUGACAAACCAAAAAUGUAACAUAAUUGCAAUAAUUUCAAUCUGACAAAAGAAAGAAUAAAAAUUUACAAUGGUUAUUAAAAUUAGUCAAUCUGUAUAUUUUUUUUGUUUAAUUUUUUUUAAUCUGUGUUUUUAUCAAUCAAUAAUGAUAAAUCUAAGUCUUAAAGCUAAAUUAGUUUAAUAAAUAAUAUUUAAAAACUAUACAAUAUAUUCAUUCCGCUUCUAAAAGAUCCAUAUUUUAGAGUUUUCACACUUAUUAAAAAAAUAUAUCAAUUUUAAUUACCAAUAUAUUAUUUUCCGUAAUAAGCUAUUUCCCACAAGUUUUCACCAAUAGAAUUUUAAUAAAUACAAUUAUGUUUUUUGAAGUUUACAAUUUACAUUUAAUUUAUGUAUUGAAAAUAUGAAAAAUGUAUUUUUUUGAAACAAUUUUUUUUCUAAAACAUAGAUCUUUUAGGAAUAGAGGGAGUAUUAGUUAAUAAAUAAUAGAUUAAAUCUUAAAUCAAACAUUCUAAUGUACUUUAUUAUUUGAAAAUAGAAAAAAAUAUUAAAUUAGUCAAUUUAAUAGUGCGUUAACUACUUUUACCAAACAAAGCAACACAACAAUUCAACACUUUUCUCUCUCUCUCUAAAAAAAAAAAAAAGGCUUCCUUUCUCCAUCAAGCCUUCUUCUUCUCCUCCCCCUCUCCCAUCAAAAAUCCAAACAAAAAGUUCCGAUCUCAUCAUGAACAACAAGAAGAACCCAGAUCAGAAACCAGAGAUGCCACCCUCCUCAUCCUCCCCGAAGAAACAAACCCUCUUCAUCUCCUCCCUCAUCCUCCUCUGGUACACCUCCAACAUCGGCGUCCUCCUCCUCAACAAGUUCCUCCUCUCCAACUACGGUUUCAAAUUCCCCAUCUUCCUCACCAUGUGCCACAUGUCCGCCUGCGCCAUCCUCAGCUACCUCUCCAUCGUCUUCCUCAAGCUCGUCCCCCUCCAGCACCUCAAAUCUCGCUCCCAGUUCAUGAAGGUCGCGACUCUCAGCAUUGUCUUCUGCGCCUCUGUUGUCGGUGGGAAUGUCUCUCUCCGUUAUCUUCCCGUUUCGUUUAAUCAGGCUGUUGGCGCUACGACGCCGUUUUUCACGGCGUUGUUUGCGUAUCUUAUGACGUUUAAGAGAGAGGCUUGGGUCACGUAUGGUGCGCUUGUCCCUGUUGUUACCGGUGUUGUGAUCGCUAGUGGGGGUGAGCCAGGUUUCCACUGGUUUGGGUUCAUUAUGUGCAUUAGUGCAACUGCUGCAAGAGCUUUUAAAUCUGUGCUUCAAGGCAUCUUACUCUCUUCCGAGGGAGAAAAGUUGAAUUCGAUGAAUUUGAUGUUGUACAUGUCCCCUAUAGCCGUCAUUGCGCUUCUGCCAGUUACAAUAGUAAUGGAACCAGAUGUGAUGAGUGUGACUCUAUCGCUCGCAAGACAGCAUCAGUACAUGUGGAUACUUCUUUUGGUUAACUCUGUAAUGGCUUAUUCAGCUAACUUGUUGAACUUUCUUGUUACCAAACACACAAGCGCUCUUACCCUCCAGGUUCUUGGAAACGCUAAAGGAGCGGUUGCGGUUGUGAUCUCGAUCUUGCUUUUCCGAAACCCAGUCACGGUGAUGGGAAUUGGCGGGUACAGUAUAACGGUGCUUGGAGUUGUUGCGUAUGGAGAGACUAAACGCAGGUUUAGAUGAGCGCAGAGACUCCGUUUUUACUUCCUAUCUGAUGGCUCUUAGGACGUCUGAUGGAACUUUUUAACAUUAUAUACUUUAGAGAUAAUAUAUUCAUCCUAUCUCAUUCUCAUUUUUGUAUCUAACCUAUAGACCUAUAUAUAUAUAAACAUAACGCAUUGAGUUAGAUUUUGUGGUUAUCUUUUUUUUUGUCUGGAGAUGAGUGCCAUUGACCAUUGUUGGUGUUUGAAGACACUUUCUCUUGUCACUGUGUUCACUAACUUGAAGAAAACUAAAAAGAAAAACUUUGGGCC
Brassica rapa (field mustard) is the source of this 2151-nucleotide messenger RNA. RefSeq names its product UDP-URONIC ACID TRANSPORTER 1. The record is from RefSeq and is a predicted model, not a curated record. Lineage: Eukaryota; Viridiplantae; Streptophyta; Magnoliopsida; Brassicales; Brassicaceae.